Diachasmimorpha longicaudata is the source of this 945-nucleotide messenger RNA. RefSeq names its product pre-mRNA-splicing factor SPF27 (gene BCAS2). The transcript is spliced from 4 exons. Gene Ontology annotation, cellular component: precatalytic spliceosome; catalytic step 2 spliceosome; Prp19 complex. NCBI's taxonomy places the organism in Eukaryota, Metazoa, Arthropoda, Insecta, Hymenoptera, Braconidae. The record is from RefSeq and is a predicted model, not a curated record. The coding region runs from base 108 to 848 and encodes 246 amino acids. Gene Ontology annotation, biological process: mRNA processing.
GGUGGCGCUAACAAGAAGCCGGGAACGACCAUUGAAUCAUUUGUUUACUCCCCUCUGGAAAUUAAAAAUCGUACAAAUUAUUUUUAACAGUUACUAAGUGAACAAGAAUGGCUGGUGAAGUAGUUGUCGAUGCUCUCCCCUACAUAGAUCAAGGAUACGACGAGCCUGGAGUCCGAGAGGCUGCUCUGGCUAUGGUGGAGGAGGAGACUCGAAGGUAUAGACCCACGAAAAAUUACCUGGAGCACCUUCCACCCCUGAACAUCUCAGCAUUCGAGACUGAUAUCAUGAAACACGAGUUUGAGAGGAUGCAAAAUAGAAUACCCAUGGAGGUGCUAAGUAUGAAACGAUAUGAACUCCCUCCACCACCCCCAGGGAAGAUGAACGAUCUUGCAGCUUGGAAUGAGAGUGUUGAUAACAGCAGUGCACAAUUGGAACAUCAGGCUACUAGAAUUUGUAACCUGGAACUGAUGAUGGAAUACGGUUGUGAAGCCUGGAAAUCCCACCUAGAAGUUAUCGUGAAGAUGGUGAGUCAUGCUCAGAAAGAGCUUCAGUUCUUGAGGAAGAGCAUUCAAGAGGUGAACUGGCAGCGAAAAUCUAUGCAGACUCAGGGAGGGGAAAAACUUCGUGCCCUGGAAGCCCAGUGGGUAAGUCUAGUCUCCAAAAACUACGAGAUCGAGCAGGCAUGUGCACACCUGGAAGAGGAGCUCCAGAGGCUCAGGAUGCAUCAAGGAGAGGGCUUUGAAGUGAGUGAUGUACCCACAGAGACACUACAACCAGAUGUUCCCGAGGAGAGUGCGACAGAACCUACAGUUGCUGAGACCUCAGAAGAACAAGGGGAAGUCUCCUGAUCUUUUACACAUUAAAAUUAAUGAGAUAUGGGUAAUCAAAUACGUACGACAUUCGGACGAUAAAAAUUAAUAAAGCACGAUUUAUUUAAUAACUCUA